GGUUGCCUGUUGACCUCUGUUUUGGUACUGCCCUGGAUGGAACGAGCGAGUUAUCUCAUAUUCAAUAUGUCAAAAAGAUGAGACAAGAGUUGCAGCAAGCCUAUCAACUUGCCACCGAGACAGCCACUAAAAACCAUCUGAGGAACAAAUCACGUUAUGAUCAACGUGUGAGAGAUCAGCCAUUGGCGGAAGGUGACAGGGUCUUAGUGAGAAAUGUUGGCCUUACAGGGAAACACAAGUUGCAAGACCGCUGGAAGUCUACACCUUAUGUGGUGAUCAAAAAAUUGCCUAACUUACCCGUCUAUAGAGUCAGACCAGAAUAUGGCAAUGGAGGUGUUAAGACACUUCACAGAGAUCAUCUCUUGCCAAUCGGUUACUUGGUCAGGAUGCCAAAUCCCUCACUGAACACUGAAUCUAUCAGGAAACCACCAGUGACUAGGAUGCAGGAUGCACAUAGACGCCAGAAGCCGCACUUACCACUUGAUCAAUGGUCUCAUGUUUCUUCCUGUUCGGAAUCGGAGUUCGAGGAUGUACAUGAAUGUCAAUUCCUGGAUGUGGAUGAAGUCAGGAGAGUCAUUUCAACUCCUCGCCACCAGUCUGGAAAUCACUCACCAUCUGAGUAUGAAAAUUCUGAGCUGUCUGAGAGUGAGCCAGAAUUGGAACAACAUGAGGAGUCAACAAAGGAUGUUGCCUCUCAUCAGUCAGAAAAUGAGGAAGUGCAUCCCAGUGAUACUGCGGAAGACACUGAUGUAGAGCCAAGAGCUCACGCAAGACAUAACUAUACAAUGAAUGACAUGCCAAGGAUCAGAAAGUCACAGCGGGAAAAGAAGCCUGCUAUCCGCUUAACUUAUGAUAAACCCGGACAUUCUACUGAGGAACCUGUGACCAUUGUGCAUCAUGGAAUGGUUAUUCAGUUGACCCUUAGUUCUCAAGACAGAGAGGUUAAAACCCCAGUCAAAAACUACAAAUGUUCUCAAAUGUCGCGUAAUAAAUCAAGAACAACACCCGCCCAGCCUAGGUGUAAAAGAUGGUCAGAUGAGGACAUCUAGACAUUUAGAAGGGGGAGGGUGUAGCCCGGUCUUAAAAGAUUUCAGUUAAGACAGAGACAAAGAAAUGUGUAAAUAAAUAAGCUUUAAUGUUUAAAAAGUCACUCUAAAAAAAAAAAAGUUCAGUAAAGCAGUUAAAUAAUUAAAAUCCUUAUAGGCAGAUUGAUUCAUCUUUGUUAUAUUGUUUGAUGUAAUUCAGGUUAUUGGAGAAAGUUUGUUCGAUAUGCACAUAGAAAGCGUGUUAGGUACAACCUAGCCUUGCAGGGAAUAAGGUUGACAAUCUUGGGUUUAUUCAAUCACACUGGUUGUUUAUUCGUUAAUUGGCCAGUAAGAGGUGCAUAGAGGCGGGAUAUAGAGGAAACCCCGUACUGUGAAUAACAGGGCUCAGUCAGAGGUUAAUAGACAAGCUGUGGAAGACAGUGGAAACGUGGUGGCAGUGUGUGGUGUUUAUACGUGGAUGGAUGCAGAGUCUCAUCAAGCUGUGUCAGACAUCAUAUCUCUUGCCGAAGACUGUGGACCAGGAAGUCAUCCUUGGACUCUUUUGGAUGGGU
This is a messenger RNA of Neoarius graeffei (lesser salmon catfish), 1597 nucleotides long. RefSeq lists its product as uncharacterized. The record is from RefSeq and is a predicted model, not a curated record. NCBI's taxonomy places the organism in Eukaryota, Metazoa, Chordata, Actinopteri, Siluriformes, Ariidae. The coding region runs from base 78 to 1049 and encodes 323 amino acids. The transcript is spliced from 2 exons.